AUGACUGCAGGGUUGUGUAUGUGUGUUCUGCUGGUGGUCCUGUGCACUAGCUGUUCGGGACGCCCCCACUUCUCUCCCCCCCUCCAAGAGGGCAGCCCUGCCCUGCCCCCUCCCUCUGAAGGACGUCUCGAAACUAAAGCCCGCUUCCUCUCCGAGCCAUGCCUCAGACAUACUCACUCCUCUCCUUUGGUCAAUACCAACCCAUAUAUGGGAGAAGGCGGAGACUCCAGAGCCAAACUCAGUGAACUGUUGGCUAGACUCAUCUCCUCACAGAAAGGAUACCUAGCAGGGGACAAAUUCUGA
Salvelinus namaycush (lake trout) is the source of this 303-nucleotide messenger RNA. RefSeq names its product cholecystokinin-like. Bases 1 to 303 code for a protein of 100 amino acids. The transcript is spliced from 3 exons. Lineage: Eukaryota; Metazoa; Chordata; Actinopteri; Salmoniformes; Salmonidae. The record is from RefSeq and is a predicted model, not a curated record. Gene Ontology annotation, molecular function: hormone activity. Gene Ontology annotation, cellular component: extracellular region.